Messenger RNA from Hippoglossus stenolepis (Pacific halibut), 2295 nucleotides. RefSeq names its product arylsulfatase H (gene arsh). Gene Ontology annotation, molecular function: arylsulfatase activity. The coding region runs from base 69 to 1868 and encodes 599 amino acids. The transcript is spliced from 11 exons. NCBI's taxonomy places the organism in Eukaryota, Metazoa, Chordata, Actinopteri, Pleuronectiformes, Pleuronectidae. The record is from RefSeq and is a predicted model, not a curated record.
CACACUCUCAGGGGGCGGGGCCAGAGGAUUCAGCAAGCGCAGUUGACGCGUAACAUUUAUGUAGUUUUAUGAAUCGGAAGCUUUGUGCAGGGAUGAGGUCCUGCCUGGUGGUGCCUCUUCUUCUCCCCCUGCUCCUGGCUGCAGGAAGUGAUGUCACAGGGGAGGAGGCGAACAGGAAGCCCAACUUUGUCCUGAUAAUGGCGGAUGACCUGGGUAUCGGUGAUGUUGGUUGCUACGGUAACGAUACCAUCAGGACCCCCAACAUCGACAGGCUGGCGUCUGACGGGGUGAAGCUGACUCAGCACAUUGCAGCUGCUCCUCUCUGCACGCCAAGCCGGGCUGCUUUCAUGACAGGGCGUUAUGCUCUCCGCUCAGGAAUGGGCAGCAUAGGCCGUGUGCAGGUGCUGCUGUUCCUUGGAGGUUCGGGGGGGCUUCCACCGAGUGAGACCACCUUCGCUAAGAGGCUGCAGCAACAAGGAUACACCACUGGCCUUGUGGGUAAGUGGCACUUGGGUGUGAACUGUGAGCACAGAGGGGAUCACUGUCACCACCCGAACCAGCACGGCUUCAGCUACUUCUACGGCCUGCCGUUCACCCUGUUCAAUGACUGCGUGCCCGGAGAGGGGACCAACAUCCUGGCAGAACUUCAGCACACACUGCAACAAAUGGCCGCUAUUCUGGGAGUUGGACUUUUCACACUGGUGUGUGUCCGUGUGUGCGGCCUCCUUGAUCUCCGCCUGUGGCUCCUGGUUGCACUUUGCUCAUUAAGUAUCUUAGCAACUGCUGUGUGGUAUGUGCCAUUUAAACUCAUACCUACCUGGAACUGCAUCGUUAUGAGGAACCAAGAUGUCGUCGAUCAGCCAAUGACAGUGGAGACGCUGCCCCAGAGGUUGCUGGGAGAAGCACAAAACUUUAUAAGGAGGAACAGUGAUCGUCCAUUCCUCCUCUUCUUCUCAUUAGUCCAUGUCCACACACCACUCUUCAAAACCCCUGCCUUUGCUGGCAAGAGCCGCCAUGGUCGCUAUGGUGACAAUGUAGAAGAAAUGGACUGGCUCAUCGGACAGUUGACGGACACGGUGGACUCCCUCGGUCUAGCCAACAAUACUCUGAUGUACUUUACAUCAGACCACGGAGGGCACCUUGAGGACGCCGACUCGAAGGUUGGCCAGAAAGGAGGAUGGAACGGUAUCUAUAAAGGUGGAAAGGCUAUGGCGGGCUGGGAUGGGGGGAUAAGAGUCCCUGGUAUUUUCCGCUGGCCUGGCAGACUGGCAGCUGGGAGAGUAGUAGAUGAACCCACCAGCCUUAUGGACCUGUACCCGACUCUGAAGUAUUUGGCCGAGGACACACAACCAGACAGACAUUUAGAUGGCCAUAACCUCAUGCCACUGUUGGAGGGGAGAGUAAAGCGAUCGGAGCAUGAAUUCAUGUUCCACUACUGCGGCAUCUACCUGAACGCGGUCCGCUGGCAUCCACCUGGCAGUGACUCGGUCUACAAGGUGCACUUUUUCACCCCUAACUUUUCUCCCCCGGGAGCCGGCGGGUGCUAUGAAACUCAGAUCUGUAUGUGUCACGGAGACUACGUUACGCACCACGAUCCACCGCUGGUGUACGACAUUUUCCGGGACCCCUCAGAGUCCCGCCCACUGACCCCUGACACUGAGCCGCGAUACACAGAAAUCCUCGAGCAGACUGCCAGAGCUGUGGAAAGGCAUAAAAGUACCCUCACAAGCAAGCAGGUAAAUGAUACUCAUUCGACUGCUGUUCAAAGCCAGAUGACCUGGGAUAAGAUUCUGUGGCAGCCCUGGCUUCAGCCGUGCUGCGGGACGUUUCCAUUCUGUGGCUGCAAAGAGGAGGCACCGCAUAUUUAAGAAAAACCCAGUCCCCAGCUUCUUGGGCUUGGUGAAGCUCUUCCUCCUCCAAUCUGCAGCAGGGUUUUCACUUUUUUUUUAAACUGGGGCUGAGAUGCUUCAGGGUGCGUUCAGGUGCUAUCACUGUUACAAGUGUUCAAAGAAGGUGACCUGAAUUUUUUUUUUUAUUGUUGAAACUUAAUUUAAAUUUAAAGUAAACAAAUACUACUGAAACUAAUAACCAUUUAAAUUAAGAUCAAACAAUAUAGUCAGUGGAACAUAACUAUAUUCAGUGCCUUAUAACACUGUACAUACUCAGCACAGUCGAAAAUACACCUAAAAAUACGUGAAGGAGAAUUCUGUUGUUUGCCUGUGUUACUUUUUUUACAAGGAAAAAUGUCAACUGUGAAAUAAAUGAUAUAAUAAAGCUUAUUUUCCUUGUUUUUCA